Messenger RNA from Phaedon cochleariae (mustard beetle), 1280 nucleotides. Lineage: Eukaryota; Metazoa; Arthropoda; Insecta; Coleoptera; Chrysomelidae. The record is from the annotation of a GenBank genome assembly.
CAGCACUUGCUAUUGCUUCAAUCUAAUGUUAUAACAAUUUUUGAAUUUUUAAUGAAAUGGUUAACAUUUCGUAUUUUCUUUUAAUCUGUUUUUGUGGUAUUAGUACAUUCGAAUUAUGUUCUGCGAAUCAAUCUUGCUUAAACGGCCGAAAUGAAAAUUGUGUUGAAGGAAAAAGUCAUGAAAUCAAUAAAUAUUCUAAAGAAGCCAAUUCGAAAUAUAAGGAUUAUCUAUAUUCUGUGAAGAGAGCUAGAGACAAUUAUAUUCCUUGUGAAAAAACGGAUUGUACCUGUUAUGAGGGGACAAUAACUUCUGAUUUAUUUACUUUCAAAGAUGGAAUUACACAGGAACUAAUAGAUAGUGUUAAGACAAAAGGAACCAAGUACCAGGUGAUAUCUAACAGAUUAUAUAGGGACAAGAACUGCAUGUUUCCAGCCAGAUGUGCUGGAAUAGAACAUUUUCUACUUGAACUAUUGCCCAAGCUUCCUGAUCUAGAGCUCAUUAUCAACACCAGGGACUGGCCACAAAUCCAUAAAAAUUAUGGGGCUUUUGGCCCUGUUUUUUCUUUCAGCAAGACUCCUGAAUAUCAAGAUAUCAUGUAUCCAGCUUGGGCAUUUUGGGAAGGAGGGCCAGCUAUCAGUUUAUAUCCAAGAGGAAUUGGUCGCUGGGACAGUCACAGGAACAAAUUGGGUAAACUAGGAAAUUCAACUUCAUGGUCAGCCAAAGUACCAAAGGCAUUCUUUAGAGGAUCAAGGACAAGCUCUGAAAGGGAUCCACUCAUAUUACUAUCUAGAGAGAAUCCAGAUAUCGCUGAUGCCCAGUACACAAAAAACCAAGCAUGGAAGUCUGAUGCAGACACUCUACAUGCCCCUCCAGCCGAAGAAGUGCCAUUCGAGGAACACUGCAAAUACAAGUAUCUUUUCAAUUUCCGUGGGGUCGCGGCUAGCUUCCGCUUCAAACACAUCCUCCUCUGCAAGUCCCUGGUUUUCCACGUCGGCAACGAAUGGCAGGAGUUCUUCUACUCAGCCUUGAAGCCUUGGAUCCAUUAUAUUCCUGUCGAUGCGAACGCCAGCAAAGAGAGCAUCCGGGAGUUGGUGGAGUUUGCUAUGAAUCACGACGAUAUGGCGAGAGAGAUUGCCGAGAACGGGUAUAAGGCAAUAUGGAACAGUCUGAAGUUGUCGCAUGUCAGUUGUUACUGGGAACGACUGCUGAGCAGGUAUGCUGAACUUUUGAGUUUUAGGCCGGAAUUGGAUAAUAAUUUGAUUGAGAUAAAGCAGAAGUAA